This is a messenger RNA of Caenorhabditis elegans, 1061 nucleotides long. RefSeq names its product Activin_recp domain-containing protein (gene T05C1.1). The record is from RefSeq and is marked reviewed. The transcript is spliced from 6 exons. Bases 26 to 877 code for a protein of 283 amino acids. Lineage: Eukaryota; Metazoa; Nematoda; Chromadorea; Rhabditida; Rhabditidae.
CCCAAAUUUCAGAUCAAUACGAAAAAUGAACAAAUCACUAACCCUUUUUUUGGCAAUCCUUCCAGCUACAGUACUCACGUUAACGUGUGCAGUCUGUGAAUUCAAGCUUCUCCCGCCACACGAUUCCGAAUGCAAUGGCUCUUGUGAAGGAGAUGUAUGUUUUAUUGUUGUGAACAAAUAUUUCAACGGAACAAUAAAUGCCGGGUGUAUGCACUUACGAGAAGACGAUUCAUUCGAAGAUAGAGCCAUUUGUCAUAGAGGAACCUAUGAUAACCGAUGUGCCUGCUCAACAUUUGAUAAUUGUAACAACCCAAAUGUUUCAAUUUCCAACUACACCUUCACCGAAUCUCCAGUGCUCGAAAACUAUCAAUGGGUCCCACAAAUCCAGCCACCAAUGCCAUCCAUCCAACCAAUACUUCCACCAAAAGAUAUCCCAAUCGGUGGAGAUUUAAACGAAACUGUCACAGAGUUGGAAAAUGGAGUGGAAGAUGAUUUGGAGAAGGAGUUGGACGAACGGACGAAUGCCACACAGAUUUUGCGAAACGAAGAGAAUGACGAUUUGUUGACAGUGACAACAUCUGUCGGAUUAAACAUUCGAGAUCAUACGAACAGGAUCAACACCAGUUCUGCUAACAAUACGUCCACUUCCCAACAGAAUGUGGUGGUAGAGACAUCAACGACAGGAACGAGCUUCACACCCGGCCACGGAAGCGUCGAAGUUACCAAGGUCACCCAAGAAGCCUCACCACCAAAGUUGAACCCAUCGAACAGAAAUCUUACAACUGACGGAACCCAAAACCGGGACCCGAAUUCAACAGGAAGCUGGAAGCUUUUCAUUGUUGCACUAAUUCCAAUUCUUCUUAAAAAUCUCUUGUGAUUCUAUUUCCCUUUUCCAAAAAUCCCCUCCAAAAAACAUUCCAUGUACAUAUUUACUAGCCAUCCGCUCCGCAUUCUCCAAACUUCCCAUGCAUUCAAUCCUUCCAAUUCCGGUGUUUUUCGUCUUUUUUUUUGUUAUUUUUUGUUUUGUUUUUUUUCUUUGAAUAAAUGAAACUAUAAGAAAA